GUAACGAUUGUAGGUGGCAGCACUGCAUCACGUGAAUUUUCAUGGCGGUGUUGUAGGGCCAGGCCCGUAUCGUCUUGUGAUUUCACCAAAAAAUUGCUGUUUCAAAUAUUUAGAUAAAAACAGCGUAAAAUUAUAAAUUCCAGUGGUCAGGAUGACUGAAUAUUGGGUAAUAAGUGCCCCUGGGGAUAAAACUUGUCAACAAACCUGGGACCAAUUGAACAAUGCCACAAAAUCUGGCAAUCUCAGUGUCAACUAUAAAUUCCCAAUCCCCGACUUGAAGGUCGGGACCUUGGAUCAGUUGGUGGGAUUGUCAGAUGACCUAGGUAAAUUGGACACCUUUGUGGAAGCUGUCACCAGAAAAGUGGCACAGUAUCUCGGUGAGGUACUUGAAGAUCAACGUGAUAAACUUCAUGAGAACCUCAUGGCAAAUAACAGCGAUCUUCCCACUUAUCUGACACGCUUCCAGUGGGACAUGGCCAAAUAUCCAAUUAAACAGAGUCUUCGCAACAUUGCCGAUAUUAUAAGUAAACAGGUGGGUCAAAUUGACGCGGAUUUGAAGGUAAAAUCGAAUGCGUACAACUCGCUCAAAGGAAACCUCCAGAACUUGGAGAAGAAACAGACUGGCAGUCUGUUGACCCGCAACUUGGCGGAUUUGGUGAAGAAAGAACAUUUUAUUCUUGACAGCGAAUAUCUGACCACCCUUCUUGUAAUUGUGCCCAAGUCGAUGUUCAACGAUUGGAACGCGAACUACGAGAAGAUUACGAGCAUGAUAGUGCCACGCUCCAGUCAACUGCUGCACCAGGAUAAUGACUACGGACUCUUCAACGUCACUCUGUUCAAGAAGGUCGUGGAGGAGUUCAAACUGCACGCCCGCGAGCGUAAGUUCGUGGUGCGCGAGUUCUCGUACAACGAGGCCGACCUGGCUGCCGGAAAGAACGAGAUCACACGCCUGGUGACCGACAAGAAGAAACAGUUCGGGCCUCUGGUUCGAUGGCUGAAAGUGAACUUCUCCGAAUGUUUCUGCGCUUGGGUGCACGUCAAAGCUCUGCGCGUUUUUGUCGAGUCUGUAUUGAGAUAUGGGCUGCCCGUGAACUUCCAAGCGGUGAUGAUGAUCCCUGCCCGUAAGAGCAUGAAGAAACUGAGAGACGUUCUGUAUCAGCUGUAUAAUCACCUGGACCAUUCAGCGCACCAAAACACCACAGCCAACCAGGACAACGCGGAAUUAGCUGGAAUGGGUUUCGGCCAGUCAGAGUAUUAUCCGUACGUGUUCUAUAAGAUAAACGUCGACAUGAUCGAGAAGUCCUCUUAGAUGUUGCCAGCUUACUGUGCUUAGGUAUUGUUACCAAGUCCUGAAGGAGCAGCAUCCAGCUGUUUCACAUUGUACAAUCAAAAUAAAUUAUAUUAUAUAAAUCUGUUAAUAAAUAAUUAUUGGUUGCCAAUAUUGAAUUAUUUUUCUAUUGAAUGGAUUGCAAUUGCAUAUAUUUAUUUGCAUGAAUGAUUUAACGCAACAGUUUGUUUCAGUAUUAUGUUGCAAAUAGAUUAGUUAUAACAGCUGUUAAAUUGUAAAUGUUCAAUAUAUUAUAUUGGUAUAUGUAUGAAAACUGUAAAUAAGAACAUUCCUCUUAUAACUUGUAUGUAGUACAUAAUAAAUAUUCAAGUUACUGUU
This is a messenger RNA of Leptidea sinapis, 1666 nucleotides long. RefSeq names its product V-type proton ATPase subunit C (gene Vha44). Gene Ontology annotation, biological process: proton transmembrane transport. Bases 152 to 1309 code for a protein of 385 amino acids. The record is from RefSeq and is a predicted model, not a curated record. Gene Ontology annotation, molecular function: proton-transporting ATPase activity, rotational mechanism. The transcript has 13 exons. Gene Ontology annotation, cellular component: vacuolar proton-transporting V-type ATPase, V1 domain; lysosomal membrane. NCBI's taxonomy places the organism in Eukaryota, Metazoa, Arthropoda, Insecta, Lepidoptera, Pieridae.